Puccinia triticina is the source of this 5427-nucleotide messenger RNA. RefSeq lists its product as uncharacterized. NCBI's taxonomy places the organism in Eukaryota, Fungi, Basidiomycota, Pucciniomycetes, Pucciniales, Pucciniaceae. The coding region runs from base 1 to 5427 and encodes 1808 amino acids. Gene Ontology annotation, biological process: negative regulation of transcription by RNA polymerase II. The transcript is spliced from 7 exons. Gene Ontology annotation, cellular component: chromatin; Sin3-type complex. Gene Ontology annotation, molecular function: transcription corepressor activity. The record is from RefSeq and is a predicted model, not a curated record.
AUGGCCGAUGACCCUCAAGAGACACAAGAUAACGGCAGCAGCUCAUAUCGUACUCUCAACGUUCGCGACGCACUCAGCUAUCUCGAUCAGGUCAAAGUUCGAUUCCAAGACCAAAACGAUGUCUACAACCAAUUCUUGGACGUCAUGAAACUCUUUAAAACUCAGUCAAUCGACACUCCAGGCGUGAUCGAGAGAGUCUCCACUCUAUUCAGAGGCUACCCUUCCCUGAUUCAAGGAUUCAACACUUUCCUCCCGCCUGGGUUUCGGAUAGAGUGCACCCUGGUCAGGCGAACCUCCUCCAACACCGAAGAAGCUGACUUGGUCACCGUCUAUACUCCUGGAGAGAUCACUCAUAAAACCAGUCUAUUCCCCAGGGACGGUAGCCCAGCGACGAUACUCACCGAUCACUCCGUUGGAUCUUUGCCCCCUGGCUGGAUUCACGUUCCGGCUGAUCUUCCGUCUCUCUCGACUACUUCAGCUGAUCCAACCUCAACAGCCGAAACCACUUCGAAAAGCUCAGCUAGCAACCUCUCGCCCACAGAGCCCACCAGCAUACCCCCAAUUUCUGACAUAACCCAGCCAAGCCCAUCGGACCAUUCAAGACCUCUGAGCACUUCAAACCAAUCUUCCGAUCCCUCCUCGAAUCUUUCUAUUGUCGGACCCCCCGAGCUACCCCCUAAGUCUAACAGCUGUCGCCAACGAUCUACGAGCCCACAGGCCACCAGUCAGGAACAGCACAAAAUCCGCUCACAGAGUCUCACUUUACCCCACACAAUACCGGAUUCGACCACAAAAGAUCCUAUUGGCCAUAAUCCUAGUUCCUCUUCGACAAAGUUCACCCCGGCAACCCUGCUAAAUGAACCUCGUCUGACCAGUCCCGGUUUAUUAUCUAGAGCUCAUUCACCUGCCAUGGAUGGCCUAGCCGUUGAUCCAGUAAUAAAUCAAAGGGUACCUACGCCUACUCCCACCAACGAGCAUCCAAUAUCAUCCAGACCUACCCAUUCAGUUCAAACCAACCAAAAUCCCCCGAAUAGCCGUCAUUACAGCCUAGAACCCAGUAGUACAUCCAAGCUUGCCAUCGCGCCCGAUCUCACAGAUCCUAGCAAGUUCAAACCAUCUCAACCCAAACCUAUCCGUCCAAAUUCAACGCUUAUCCCAGGCAUUCAUCCGCCCCAACCUAAUCUCAACGGCAAACCGGUUGAGUUUAACUAUGCUAUCAAUUACGUCAACAAGAUCAAACAUCGCUUUAUUGAUCAGCCGGAAAUUUAUAAAACUUUUCUCGAGAUACUUCAAACUUACCAAAGGGAUGGAAUGGCCAUUGAUUCGGUCUAUGUCAAGGUUACCAAGCUGUUUUCGAAUGCAUCUGAUCUGCUGGACGAGUUCAAACAGUUCUUGCCUGAUCUCAACGCGAGCUCUGUCGCGGGGCAAGUUUCGAAAUCACCAUUUCCACCACCACUCGUAAAAACCUCUUCGUCUACCAACCCCCAGCCGAAUACCUCCCCCCAAUCGUCACAACAGUCUAGCGCAACUCGAAAAACCUCGCAUGAAAAAGUGGCAAACCCUAUAUUCCUAUCACAUCCUCAGCCUCUCUACCAUCCCUCGACUUCCUCAAAACCGAACCACAGGGUAACCCCAGAUACAUCAAGGGCAUACAAAUCACAUUCUGCCCUGCAAAAUAACCUUCCAACUGAUCAUAUUCAGGACCCAACCGGACAAUCCAUCAAACCUUCUCCUCCUCGUUCGCAAUCCCCUAGUAAGGUCCAUUCCAACCUAGCUCGCGGCGCUUCUCCUGCCCUCCCAAUGGUUCUCGACCCUCAAGUACUCUCGAGUACAACUAAUGGCCUUCUAGAUCCACAUGUUGCUAGCUGUGGUCUUUCAAGCGUACCAACUGCCGCACACACAGGAACAGGUUUAAUGGGUCAAUCAAAUAAUGGAUUUAUCGCAAGCGCUUCACCGGCCAGAGCCUCUGGGUCGCACCUCGUCUCAUCUACAGUACCCGAUUACCACCCGCUUCAUCAGAAAAGGUUGUUGGCAAGUCCGGCCAAUCCAAUCCCUGCAGAUGACGAGUUCCCGGGACCGCCUAAGAAGAAAAGAGCUCUAGGAAAUGGAAACCUUGAAGAUACCAGUCUUCGGCCGAUCAAUGACCAUUCUACCAUUCCCACUGAACCUCACACGACUGCUUUCCUACCAGACGAUUUCGCCUCUAAGAAGAUCAAGCGCUCAAAGUCCAAGACAAGUGCAAGCGCUGAGUCGAUGCCACCUGCGGUCACCAAUGAAGCCGUACAGCAUCGAAUUGCCACCUUUCUCGAGCAGUACCGCUCAUCCCAACCCGAAUCGCACGAGGCAACAAACACGGAGCCAGCGCCACAUAACUUUGCUACACCAUCGGAACCGUAUAGAAAUCAGCCACAGCCGCUGCCCCAUCACGCCGUUGAUCCCACGAUCGGCGGCCCAUCGGCUUACAUCCAUCCCCACUUGCAAUUGGUUCAUGAUCCUCAUUUGGGAAGCUCAAAUCUGGCCGGAUACUCGACUUGUCAACCGUCCUACGUCGAGACCCACGAUGCAAUGGGAGGUCGUACACUGACUAACACCAAGGAGGUCGCUCUAUUUGAGUCAAUACGAAAGUUUCUCAAUGAUCAAGAUCUCUGGCUAGAAUUUCUAAGGGUCUUAGACCUUUACAAUCGGUCGAUCAUCGAUUUCAAAACUUUAUUGGAUCGAGUAUCAGUCUUCAUUGGCGAUGAUGACGAACUGUUGGAGGACUUCAAAGGAUUGGUUGGAUAUGACGUCAAGAACGAUGGCUUGGUCGAAGGAGAGGUGUGGGAGAUCAGGAAUCAGGACAUACGAGAGCGCGACAAAGUUGAUGCAUCAACGAUCCAAAAGGAGUAUGGGCCAAGUUACAAGCGACUACCGCGGGCUGAGAUCGAUUUGGCGUGUUCAGGAAGAGACGAGUUGUGCUGGAGUGUUUUGAAUGAUGAAUACUUCGGGGCGGCGAAAUUCGGAACGGAGUCUGGUGGACCAGGGCAUCGGAAGACGAACUUUGAAGAGGUGGUUGCAAUGACUGAGGGGGAGCGAGCGCAUUUCUCAUACUGGUUAGAAUGUAUCAGUCGGACGAUCGGCCAUCUUGAAUGCUUACGAGCUCGGAUCGACGAGAUGGAAGACCGAGAUAAGGCAAGCUUCACACUGGGAGAUAAUCUCGGCGGAGGCAGUCCAUCUAUCUACCAUCGUACCCUUCGCAAAGUGUACGAGAGUAAAUAUCAAUCUACCAUCUUGCCUUACCUGCGCGACUACCCUGCAAAUACCAUCCCAAUCGUGCUCCGCCGGCUAAAGGAACUCGAGCUGAGCUGGAAGUCUGCUGAAUCUCAAUGGAACCUGAUCUGGAGAGAGGUAGAACGAAAGAAUUACUACAAAGCUCAAGAUCAUCAAGUGAUCGCGUUCAAGUCCAACGAAAAGUCUCUGCUCAAAGGCCAGAACUUGUUGAAAGAGAUUCACGACUUGAAAAGGGACCAGAAGGCUUUGGUUUUCACGGUGAGUCUCAAUGAAGACGGAGAGGCUUAUCAAGAUCCUUCCAAAAAAUUCGAACCGUCCGUAAACUCCCCAACACGAAUGGAUGUAGACAAGGAGUCGGUUCCCAACCCAUCAUCCCCAGAUCACGUCGAGAUAAUCUUAGAGAGCAAGAUACCCCAAAAGAUUCAUCGAUCACCUGCUCCUUCAAGAGCAGCCCAUCAAAUCGAACUUGGAUUCGAAGAUAUGGAAGUUUUUUUUGAUGUUCUGAGGAUCAUCAUCAUGGCGCUCGACCGGUCUGCACUAUCAAAUCCAGAGCGAAGACGGAUCGAUGAAUCCCUUCGGACGUUCAUCCCGGCGGUCUGGAACAUUUCAGCGACCGAGCUAGAGAAACAGAUCCCGAUUAUCUACGAUGAUGAGUCUAGUGAGCCGAGCGAGUACGGCCGUCCCACUCAGCCGAGCCAUGACGGCCCGACGACGACCAAUCAGCAAAAUGUACUGGACCAGAAGGGUAUCGAGACCCUCACGGAAGGCCUCUUGAAGAUCCAGACCUCCCAGGAAUCCAGACGUGCCCGCUCCCAAAACCUCGACACCCCCAUGUCUUCCCCUCAACAUUCCUAUCAACUCACCCCUGCCGAAUAUGUCGCCACUACAAUCCCUCAACCUGCUUUCAACGAGCCACAUGGGCCUAGCUUCACCGGCUUGAAUAAAUGGACUAAGAUUUCGGUGGUCGAUAAUCGGCCGAGCGAUCAUCCGGGCGCUGAGCAACCGGCCGAUCGACGAGCCGGACGAUGUUAUAACGUCUUUGGAUCUUCGACAUAUUACUUGUUGGUCCGGUUACUGCACACACUCUACAUGAGGUUGAUCAAGUUGAAAACGAUCGGACUCGAGUUGGGAAAACAAAAGCCUCGGUGGAGACGGAUCAAUCCGGUAGCCAUCGAGCUCGGUCUCAGCCACUCGAUCAUCGGCCUGGAUGACCAUCCUAAUCCCUCAUCCCAAUUAUAUCCUUAUUGUUUGGAUCAACUCUCCCGCUACUUCGAUGGUGAAAUCGACUUCCACGCUUUUGAGGAAUCGAUCCGCGUUGCAUUCCCUAGACAUGGCUAUCUUCUCUCGACUGUCGACAAACUAACGAACUCGAUCUUAAAACAAUUUGCACAAAUUCAUCAAGAACAUAGAAACAAAGAGUUGUUGAAUUUGUUGAAUCGGGAGCGGAUUCUUAGUUCGAUGAACCCGAUCACUCAGAUAUCUUAUCGGCAUCAAGCGGAAUCGAUCCUGGAAGAAGAGGAAGGUGAACUGUAUCGUGCUGAAUGGCAUCCCGAAAGAAUGUCCUUGAGUUUCCAGAUCUUGAAUCAAGGAGAGUCGACGUUCGAAGUCAAGACAGCCGCAGAGAAGUUGAUGCAUUACGUCGACACCUACGAGUUCGAAACGAGCACCGAGCUAGUCCAGCCAACGAAAGUGAGACGGCCGUUCCUGAGGUCCAACUUACUAAUUGAAGAGCACUCGGAAGAUGAGGAGAAUGAAGGAGAAGAAGGCAAAGAGGCAGCAGGGGCAGAAGACCACGAGAUGCCGAUGAACACCGACGAUCGAAGUGUUGCGCUGGAUCGGUCCCUGAAGGCGAAGAGGAAGCGGGGCGGCCGAUUAGUGUUGCUUAACUCGAACAAGAUCCGACUGUCAAUUGACGCGAAGACGUACAAGCUACAGUUCAACAAUCAUCGAAAUACAAACCAACAAGCAAAGUCUUCUUCCUCGAAGCCGACAAAUAUGGGACAUUUGCAGGACGAACCUACCGACCUCUUGGUCGUCAAGGACUUUAGCUUACCUUCCUCCCCCGACCUUGGCUCUCAAAAGACCAUCCAAAACCAGAAGUUCAUGGCUUGGCUGGCCAAUCGUCAAUCCGAGUUGAACGAACUCAAUCGUGCCGUUUGA